Daucus carota subsp. sativus is the source of this 1862-nucleotide messenger RNA. RefSeq names its product beta-glucuronosyltransferase GlcAT14A. Gene Ontology annotation, cellular component: membrane. The transcript is spliced from 4 exons. Bases 258 to 1460 code for a protein of 400 amino acids. The record is from RefSeq and is a predicted model, not a curated record. Gene Ontology annotation, molecular function: glucuronosyltransferase activity. NCBI's taxonomy places the organism in Eukaryota, Viridiplantae, Streptophyta, Magnoliopsida, Apiales, Apiaceae.
GAAUUACGGAAGAAUUACGAUCGAUACGCAUCAGAUCACCGAAAUCAAAAUUGACUCGUUUGCGGCCAUCCCCGUCUCAAUUCCCACCUGAAUCUCAAACCCUAAUUCCCCAUUUCAUCAGAAUCUCUCUCUCUCUCUCUCUCUGCAUCUAAUUGAAGUCACGAGAUCCAUCACACACACACAUUUCGUAUCUAACAUUAGUCUAAACCCUCCCAUGUCCGAACACCUAAACACACACAAUACACACAAUCACUCCAAUGGCAGCUGACAAGAAAUGGCUCUUCACUCUCUUCAUCACCGCCUUUCUCUCUCUAAUUCUCCUUCUCUCUAUACUCUCAAGCUUCUCCUCUCACACCCCUUACCCUUUGAUUCUCCGGCGAGGCCUCAAUUACCCACCUGCUUUCGCUUACUACAUCUCCGGGAGCUCUGGCGAUGCGGACCGGGUUUUUCGGUUGCUUCUGGCGGUGUAUCAUCCUAGAAACAGGUAUUUGUUGCACUUGGGGAGUGAAAGUUCGGAUUUUGAGAGGAGGAAGUUGGGGUAUUUGGUGAGGAGGGUUGGUGUGAUGAGGGCUUUUGGGAAUGUGGAUGUUGUGGGGAAACCCGAUGCGAUGACGUAUAUGGGGUCGUCGAAUAUUGCUGCCAUUUUGAGGGGGGCGUCGAUUUUGUUGAAGGUGGAUGGUGGGUGGAGUUGGUUUGUGUAUUUGACGGCAUUGGAUUAUCCGCUGCUUACGCAAGAUGAUUUAUCAAAUGUAUUCUCCUCUGUCAGAAGAGAUCUCAACUUCAUCGAUCAUACCAAUGACCUGGGAUGGAAAGAGGGUCAAAGGAUCCGGCCAAUUGUUGUUGAUCCAGGGUUGUACUUGGCUAGGAGAGUUCAGAUUUUCCAUGCCACUGAAAAACGAAAAAUGCCAGAUGCUUUCAAAGUUUUCACAGGUUCUCCAUGGGUCACCUUGAGCAGGUCUUUCUUAGAAUAUUGUGUUCUUGGAUGGGAUAAUCUUCCUCGAACCCUUCUGAUGUUUUCUACGAAUGUGGUUUUGUCCCAAGAAGUGUAUUUUCAUUCAGUCAUCUGCAACUCACCUGAAUUCAGGAACACAACGGUCAAUAGUGACCUAAGAUACAUGGUGUGGGACGAUCCCCCGAAGAUGGAGCCUGUGUAUUUAAAUAUCUCGGAUUAUAAGCAGAUGGUUGAAAGUGGAGCUGCUUUUGCAAGACAAUUUACAAAAGAUGAGGCAGUGCUGGACAUGAUUGACAAGAAUAUUCUGAACCGUGGAAGUAACAGAGUCACCCCAGGGGCAUGGUGCACUGGCCGUAGUAGCUGGUUCAGUGAUCCGUGUUCACAAUGGGGUGAUGUUAAUAUUUUGAAGCCGGAAAUCCAUGCUACAAAGUUCAAGGAGUCUAUAGAAAACCUACUUGAUGACUUGGAAUCACAGUCCAAUCAAUGCAUAAUACAACAGAGCAAGUAAAAACAGAUUAGGACGAUGCUGCUUGCUGUUACCAUUUAGACACACAUGAGCAAUGUCCAUUUUUUGGUCUUCACUCACAUUUUUUUGGCCGGGAGUUCAUCUAAAAACAGACUUCUUCAUUGUUUAUAUCCACACAUGGAAAUAGUAUGUCAAAGUGAACACAGAUCGGAUGCUUCGCCAAGUCUACCAUAGAUCAGAUGUUUGAGAUCAGAUAUUCAUCAAAACUCUUCAGUUUAUAAGAAGCUUCUCUCCCUUUGUACUCCGGUUGUAUAUUAAGUCUCAUCUGUGUGCAGUGUUGUAUAAUUGAGGAGGCUUCAGUUCAGUUUUGAAUACUGGUCUGAUCUGUCGAUCUGAAUCGUUUAUUAAAAGAAAAUUAGAUGAGCCAUUUUCCGGGACAGUUCA